Messenger RNA from Daucus carota subsp. sativus, 3333 nucleotides. RefSeq names its product receptor-like protein EIX1. Bases 964 to 3165 code for a protein of 733 amino acids. NCBI's taxonomy places the organism in Eukaryota, Viridiplantae, Streptophyta, Magnoliopsida, Apiales, Apiaceae. The transcript is spliced from 3 exons. The record is from RefSeq and is a predicted model, not a curated record. Gene Ontology annotation, molecular function: protein binding.
ACCAAUCACGAUUUUAUUAAAACCCAACUUAAAGUUGUGUUUGAGCUGAAAGCUGAAUUUAAAGUAGUGUUUUAGAAUAAUGGGAUCGUUUGGGUGAACUUAAAAUAAAUGCUUCUUGCUUAAAAUAAAAAAGUGGAGUAGAAGUUAGAAGCAAGUUAAGACUUAUAAGUGAUUAAAUUGUUUGGGAAAUAAGCAGAAGCUCUGAAACAAAAGAGCAUUCCUAGCUUUUUAUAAGUGCUUCUUGACUUUUUACACAAACGCUACAAAUAAGUGCUUCUAACUUAUAAAACAGAAACCCGACUUUUAAGCCGGAAACAAACCCCCUCAAUAUUUGGAGCCAUUUUUCUAGAUGAUAUUUGGUACAUUAUUUUUCAAACUUGUGAGAUAAAGGGCGACACCCACCAUUUCUAUGAUAGCAUUCCUCAACAGCUCUGCGAAUACUCAUCAAUUCAAGUUCUAUACUUGGCAGUAAAUGAUAUUAGUAAUUACUGGAAACCUUCCUCCUUGUUUUAACAAUUUAAAUUCCAUGACUACAAGCAAUACUUCAGUUCAUGUUGAAAUAUGUAUCGUUAAAUCUAAAAGAGAAUGAAAUAUAUCAGUAACAAAUGUUGAAUGAAAGUUAUUACAGAGAGGUCACCAAACAAAUUUUUGGAGAACACUUGUAUAUUUUUAAAUUUUCCGGGGUGAAACGUGUCCUCCGUGUCUGUUACUAGAUCCGUCCUUACACCGUAGUACACAAAGCAAAUUUGAACCUUACUGCACAAAGAAAUUCUGAACUGUAUUUACAAAUUAUGUUUUUUCUUCGUUUUCCGAAUAUCAACUCUGAUUUAUGUACUUGACCAUUUGAAUACUGUGUGGUUCAAAGUGCCUUGUCAUGUCUUUCAGGAUCUCUUUCUUCCACAAAAUUGUCUAGUACUGCACAAUGGUAGAAUAAUUGACACGAAAAUUGACCUUUAUCAGUUCAUGUCCCAGAUGAUUUCAGCUCAUAUAUAUAUAAUGUUCAUGCUCAUAUGUAGCUCGCAUAUUAGGAUAUCUUAUUGUAAUCACAAUAUAAUCUUAGCCAUAGCAAUGCAAAAACAUAUGAAUCUACUCGCCUUUGCUUAUGCAUUAGCUUCUCUACUAAUUCCAUAUUUUGUUUGCGGAUGCAAUGAGAGUGAAAAACAAGUACUGCUGCACUUCAAACAAAGUAUCGUCGACAAAAGAAAUAACUUGGAGUCAUGGUCUGGCAAUGAACAUUGUUGUUCAUGGCGGGGAAUUCAGUGCAACAUAGACGGCCACAUCACCAAACUUGAUUUAUCUGAUUUAUACUUGAAAGGUUCGAUUCCUGAAGAUAUAGGAGACUUGACAUUUCUUACUAAUCUUACACUUUGGGGGAAUUAUCUUAAAGGUCCGAUUCCUAAAUCUAUUGCAAAUUUGACAUCGCUUACUGCAAUUGAUCUUUCGUUCAAUAUUUUAAACGGUUCUCUACCAGAAUUCUUUUGUCAACUGUCAAAGUUACAGAUGUUGGAUGUUAGUUAUAAUCAUCUGAGCGGAACCAUUUCUAAAUGCAUUGGAGGACUAUCAAAGUUAACAUAUUUGGGUCUUUCUUCUAAUUCAUGGGAGGGUUUAUUAUGCGAGGAACACUUUGCUAACCUCCCUAGUCUUAGCACCUUCUAUAUUUCUUCCAAAUCCAACUUGGUGUUCACUGUUAGUUCAGAAUGGAUUCCUCGGUUUCAGCUCCAACAUUUGUACAUGGAGUCCAUGAAUGUGGGGCCUGAAUUUCCUCGGUGGCUACUAACACAGACACAUAUGAUAGAAAUUGAGAUGCCAAAUAUGAGCAUAUCAGAUAACAUCCCAGCUGAUUGGUUUUCGAGUCUCCUAUCCCGUGCUAUGGUUGUCGAUCUAUCUGAUAAUGACAUAAACGUGCCACAACCGUCAUUAAUUUCAGCUCCAAAUAAUAUGACUUUAUUAGCACUUUCAAAUAAUCAUUUAUCAGACGACUUUUUUGCAUAUAUAUGCAAUUUUACGUCCCUGUCUACUUUAGUUCUCUCUAACAAUAAGUUCUCUGGAGAGCUCCCUCGGUGCUUGGGAAAUUUGAAACAACUGGAACAACUUGAUGUGAUGAAUAAUAGUCUUUCCGGUCAUAUUCCAGAUUUUUUUGGGUCUCUGGGACGUCUCAAUUAUUUAAACUUGCACAACAACAAAUUUCAUGGGAAGCUUCCUCUGUCCAUCCAAAAUUUGACAGAACUCCGUGUAUUUGAUGUGGGAAAUAAUAAUCUGAGAGAUAUUCUUCCUCCUUGGACCGGAGAGCAAUUACCACAUCUAAGGUUAUUAGUACUCCGAGACAACCACUUCUAUGGUAGUAUUCCUAAUCAGUUUUGCAGCUAUUCAUCAAUUCAAGUUUUGAACUUGGCAGGAAACCAUAUCACUGGUAACCUUCCUCCUUGUUUUAACAAUUUAACUGCGAUGACAACAAGCAAUGUAGAACUGGGACCCUUCGCCCUUGAUUUAGGUAAUGGUGAAAUGAUAAUAGAUGAUUCAAAAGGAUAUGAGCUUAAAUACACAUCUGGCCUCAAUUUUUUAUAUUCCAUUGAUCUAUCAAACAAUAACAUCAGUGGAGAGAUUCCAGAAGAAUUGAUGGAUCUCCGUAAUCUAUUGAAUUUAAAUUUAGCGGGUAAUAUGCUAGCUGGAAGGAUCCCUGACAGGAUUGGGCAAAUGGAACAGCUGGAAUUUCUUGAUCUCUCUAGAAAUAAACUUUCUGGCCCUAUUCCACAAAGUAUAUCGGAAUUAAAGUUUUUGAUCCGCUUGAACCUCUCCUUCAAUGAUCUAUCAGGCAGAAUUCCAACUGGAAACCAACUCCAGGUCCUCAAUAAUCUCUCCUCUAUCUAUGCUGGCAACAAUCAGCUCUGCGGGCCACCUAUUCAAAAGCUCUGCGCAGCUGACACCGAAUCACAUGAAGUUCAUGACGAAGAAAAAGCUGGUUCUGAUUCUGAUUCUGAUUCAGAAGAUGAGCACUUGUGGUUUUAUGCUGGGAUAGGACCUGGUCUUUUAGUUGGGUUUUUGGGAUUUUGUUCUUCUUUGCAUUUUAUAGAAUCUUGGAGGCAUUCAUACUUUCACUUUGUGGACAAAAUCUUUGACAAGAUAGCGAUUAUCGUUGCUUUGUGGUGGAGAAAGUGUCAUAACUAAAAGAUAAAUUCAGUGAUUCGGGAUCUUCAUCAAGCGCUGGCACUGGAGGAAGAGGAGUUUGUCAAUUUCUGUAUCAUAUAUAGAAAUGGAAUAAUGUUACAUGUUAAACUAUUUAUAGCAGAUGUUAAUAUAGAUACCUACUUCUUCAAUGUUUUAAUCUUCACUUUC